Molecule: messenger RNA, 888 nt
Organism: Pterocles gutturalis (yellow-throated sandgrouse)
Lineage: Eukaryota; Metazoa; Chordata; Aves; Pterocliformes; Pteroclidae
Gene: SLC25A47
Product: solute carrier family 25, member 47
Exons: 6
Coding region: 1-888 (295 amino acids)
Biological process (GO): transmembrane transport
Cellular component (GO): mitochondrion
Molecular function (GO): transmembrane transporter activity
Source: RefSeq, a predicted model, not a curated record
AUGGAUUUCAUUGCUGGGGCCAUUGGAGGUGGUCUAAGCACAGCAGUGGGUUAUCCGCUGGACACAGUGAAGGUGAGAAUUCAGACUGAGAGGCGUUACAAUGGGAUUUGGCAUUGCAUUCAGGAAACAUACAGGACAGAAAAAGUUUGGGGAUUUUACAAAGGUAUGUCUGCAUCAGUCCUCUCAGUAUCGGUGAUUUCUUCUGUUUCAUUUGGCGCAUACAAAAACUUCCUUUGCACCAUUUGCAAGCUGCGAUACGGGGCUGCGGACGCAAAGCCGUCCAAGCUGGAUGUUUCCCUCGCUGGAGGCGCUGCCGGCGCUGCCCGGGUUGUAUUGAUGACCCCCAGUGAAGUGGCUAAAGUUCGCAUGCAGACUCAGAGGAACCCACAUCCUUCCGUCGCGUCUCCCCACCUUGUUUCCAAGCCAAAGUACCGAGGAUCUCUGCACUGCCUGAAGGUGAUCGCCAAGGAGGAAGGUUUUGGAGGUCUCUACAAGGGCUGUUCUGCAUUACUGUGCAGGGAUUGCUCAUCUUCUGCAGUAUUUUUCCUUACCUAUUCUGCCCUGUGCGACUGGCUCACACCAGCCGGGAAAAAUAAACCAGGUUUCCUCGUUGUGCUGCUUUCUGGUGGUUUUGCUGGAGUCCUGGCCUGGGGAUUAGCUACUCCCCUGGAUGUCCUCAAAUCACGGAUGCAAACAGAUGAAUCAGACCAGCACAAGUACAAAGGCCUCAUCCACUGUGCUAGGGAAAGUGUGAGAAAGGAGGGUGCAAAAGUGCUUUUCAAAGGACUGGGUUUGAACUGCAUUCGUGCCUUUCCUGUGAACAUGGUGGUGUUUGUAACGUAUGAAGCUGUACUGAGAUUUACAGAUCAUUAUACAAACAAAAAAUAG